This is a messenger RNA of Linum tenue, 7209 nucleotides long. The record is from the annotation of a GenBank genome assembly. Lineage: Eukaryota; Viridiplantae; Streptophyta; Magnoliopsida; Malpighiales; Linaceae.
CUGAAAAAAACGCCAGUCUCUCUCUUCCCCCUCUAUCCGACAGCGAAAUCGAACUGCUCCGAAAACAAAAGCUCGGGGGAAAUAAACAACCCACCCAACUACGGAUUCCCUGCUCGCCGGGCAAUCAAAGCUCAUAACGCCAUAUCCUCCCCGCUCCCUUUCUUAUCCAAUCUUCUGGUGCAAACUGAAGCUCCACUGCAGUGGUCGAUCUAGGGUUACUAUAUUAGGCGGAGAUUGUAAAAUUAGGGUUUCACAAACAUCUUUGUUUCUUUCUUUCUUUUUUGCCACGAGGAAUUAGUUCAGUUAGGUCUUGGCUUAUCGAAUUUACGGAGGGUUUUUUUUAGCGGUCGUUGAUGGUGGUCACUACUGCAAGCCAAAUGCCUCUGGCGGAAUAAGAUGAUGGGUAGGGGUCGCGAUGGAGGUUGCGGCUCUGGCGAGAGGCAUUGCCGACCUAAUUGUAGAGUUACUGCUACCAACUCUGUGGCCGCUGCUGCUGAGCCUGAGGUUCCCGCCACAAUGGAGAAGAAGGCAGUUCAGUCGCUGGACGUCGAUUUCUUCUCCCAGGCAAGUAAAGCGUUGUGCGAGAGGUCGCCGUUUGAUGUUCCCGAAGAGGUCCCUGGUUCAGUUAGCUCGACUUCGACUACUUUGCCUAGCGGAUUGGCCAGCUUGCUGAGGCAUUCCGAGAGCAGAAAGAGAAACAAGAAGUCGCAUCAUGGUGGUGGUAAGAAGUCGUCCCGGGCAGGUGAGCGUUCCAAAGGAGGGAACAUUUGGGUUGAGUCUGAGGAUUACUUUAGGGAUUUGGUAUUGGCAGAUGUUGAAGCUUUGGUUGAGCUAUGUUCUCCUCUUAGGUCCUUAGCUGCUAGAAGUUGUUUUUCACUUCCAAACAUUGGAAACGGGGAAAAGGAGAGAAGUGAGUCCCAGUUUAAUCAGGACAAUCCUGAUAAUGACAUGAAUGCAUGUGUGGAGAACCGAACUGGUAUGGUGUCAGAAAGUGAGGCGCAACAAGAAGCUCAGCAGCAUAUGGAAAUUGACAGGGCUGCAGUUCAAACUGAUGGGGGUGAGUUUUUGCCUUCAGCAGACAGUGGCAGCAGCGGCUCCCCUUCAUAUUAUUCCGGUAGUUUAGGUUGGGUUUUGGGCUGUAGGAACAGAAACUUGUUGACUACAGAACGUCCUUCCAAGAAGCGGAAGCUUCUAGGUGUUGAUGUUGGGUUGGACAAGCUGUUGGUUGGUUCACCGUGUCAAGGCAACUCAUCAAUAUGUGAUUUUUGCUGCAAGGGCGACUUUUUGAAUGAUUUGAACAAACUAAUUGUUUGCUCCUCUUGCCAUAUUGCCGUGCAUAGCAAAUGUUAUGGUGUGCAAGGUGAUGAAGGUGACCCUUGGUUAUGUACUAGAUGUAAGCUGAACAUUGAUAAAGAGAUGGGGAAGCAACCAUGCGUCCUUUGUCCGAAGCAGGGCGGUGCCUCUAAACCAGUUGCUGACAAGAAUGGCAGUUCCGAAGCAGAGUUUGUGCAUUUGUUUUGUUCUAUUUGGAUGCCAGAGGUCUAUGUGGAGGACCUGACCAAGAUGGAGCCCAUUAUGAAUGUUUCUGGUAUCAAGGAGACACAUAAGAAAUUAGUCUGUAAUGUGUGCAAGGUGAAACAUGGUGCAUGUGUUCGGUGCAGCCAUGGAGCUUGUAGACUUGCUUUCCAUCCUAUAUGUGCGAGGGAGGCAAGGCAUAGAAUAGAGGUUUGGGGAAAGUAUGGACAUGAUAGUGUUGAACUGCGUGUCUUUUGCUCCAAGCACUCUGGGCUUCUUGAUGGCAAAGAAAAGUUUCAAGCCGCUGAAGCUUCUUUGACUGCAAAAAGUGUCUCUGUUGCUGACUGUAGUUUGGUCAUGCAGUCCCCAGAUAAGCAUCGGGAGAUCAUUGAAAAUGGAGGUAAAUUUGAACCUUGUAUAGGAUCUGCUGGUCUUACUUAUUCUGUUAAAUCUGGAGAUGUUGAUCAAGAUGACUUAGAGUCUUCUGUGUGGGAAAAAAAUGUAAAACUUGUAUCAGAUGGGGAUGCAUUCCAGAGGAGUGAUAUGGCCAUGUCUGAGAGAUCGGACAUCGAGGUACCUAGCUCAUCAGGCUCCUUAAAUCUUGCCGUUGUGAUGAAGAAGUUAAUUCAACGUGGAAAAAUCAACGUGAAAGAUGUGGCAGCAGAACUGGGCGUCUCGCCUGAUUCCCUAACUGCAAUACUUGCGGAAGACAUAUUAGUCCCUGAAGUCCAGUGCAAAAUAGUCAAAUGGCUUAGUAGUCAUGCUUGCAUGGGUGCUUCACUAAAGAAUUCAAAAGUUAAACUCAAGUCUGCAAUGGUACCCAUGUCUGAGGAGACUUCCGAUUUUUCUGAUGUCGUGGCAGAGCAAUCUGACAUGGCAGGUACUGUAGCUAUAAAGUCAGUUCCUCCACGGAGAAGAACCAAAAACACCAUUAAGUUUCGCAAGAAUGAUGAAACGAGCAGCUUAUCCAAGGACACACUGGCUGAGAAUGGCAUGGGAAGUGAGUUAAGAGUAGAACAGCUGGCCACUGAAGAUCCAGAAGAUGCAAACAAAGCAUCUACUUCCAGUAGAUUGUUAAAUGAUGGGGCCAUUGAUUUGCAAGCACCAGAUUCACCUAAAAAUGAAGGCAGUAUGAGCGAUUUGUCUGAGUGCUCUUCUUUCAAAAAGGUUGAGUCAACAGAAGCAGAUGCUUCUAGAACUGCACAAAAGCUGAAGGGAACUGUCUUGGAGUCUGAUGUUGAUGCACUUCUCCUUGAUCUGAUUAAAAUGGAUGCAUCUUCCGGCGCUUGUAUUCAUCCUAGUAUCCUAGAGCUAAUAAAAAUGCACAAAAGAAUGCCUUUCAACAGUGGAACUAGUGAGUGUGAAGGAGUCAAGGAGCUAGAAAUAUCCGGUUUGGAGUCUUCUUCAAAUGCAAAUGCUUGCUGUAAUCACAAGAGCACAAAUUCAGAGUGGAAUGCAAUUGUUUGUGAUAACAAUGGAGACAGUUCUGGUCAACUACUUAAGGCUGCUGAGUUGGGAGUUUUUCCACUGUCUCCAGCAGAUGAAGUUGAAGGAGAAAUAAUUUAUUUUCAGCAUAAGUUGCUCAGCAGUGCAGUUCAGAGAAAACACAUGACUGGAACUCUUGUUAAAAAUCUAUCUAAGAGCCUACCGAAGGAGAUUGAUGCUUCAAGGAAGCAAAUAUGGGACUCAGUCCUUGUUAAUCAGUACAUUUGCGAACUCAGGGAAGCAAAGAAACAGGGAAGGAAGGAGAAGAGGAACAAAGAAGCUCAAGCUUAUCUUGCUGCUGCAACUGCUGCUGCUGCUGCUUCAUCCAGAACUUCAUUCCUUAGGAAAGUUGCUUUUGAUGAGUGCACAGUUAAUGAGAAGCUCAAUGUUUCCAAUGGGACGCCUGGCCUUUCAUCUCAGUCGAUUACCCGUCCUAAAGGAAAAUUAUCAAGGGUGACACUUCCAAGGAUAUCAUCUGACAAGUAUUCUGAUUUUGUUCAGUCAGUUCCUGAAGUUUCCAAAGAGCAUCCUAGAUCAUGUGAUAUUUGCAGGCGGCCCGAGACUAUAAUGAACCCUAUCUUAGUGUGUUCCAGUUGUAAGGUUGCAGUUCAUCUGGAUUGUUACUGCAAUGUCAAAGAAUCUCCAGGUCCAUGGCACUGUGAAUUAUGUGAAGACUUGUUAUCUGCCCGGCAGUCUGGAGGUCAUUCUUUAAACUUCUGGGAAAAGCCUUAUUUUGUUGCUGAAUGCGGUUUAUGUGGCGGUGCAACUGGUGCUUUCCGCAAAUGCAUCAAUGGGCAGUGGGUCCAUGCCUUCUGUGCAGAGGUUAGUUCCUGGCUUACUUUCCAUGUGCAGUGGUUGCUUCAGUCAGUGUACAGAAGGGGUCAAGUAAAUCCUGUUGAAGGAAUGGAAGAUCUCCUAAAGGGAACUGAUCUCUGCUGUGUGUGCCGUCAUAAACAUGGUGCUUGUUUACGGUGUAGCUAUGGGCAUUGUCAGACUACAUUUCAUCCCUCUUGCGCUAAAAGUGCAGGGUUUUUUAUGAAUGUCAAGUUCCUGAGUGGCAAGUUUCAGUACAGGGCUUACUGUGAGCAGCAUAGUUUGGAGCAGAAGUUGAAGGCUGAAUCACAGAAACAUGGUGUUGAUGAGUUAAAAUGCGUUAAACAAAUCAGGGUUGAGUUGGAGAGGUUGCGCCUUUUGUGUGAAAGAAUUAUCAAACGUGAGAAGUUAAAGCGGGAUUUGGUGAUCUGCUCUCAUAGCAUACUUGCCUCCAAAAGGGACCACGCGGCUCAUUCUGCUCUUGUCCAAAACCCUUUUUUCCAUCCUGAUGCUAGUUCAGAGUCAGCAACCACAUCCCUCAAGGGAAACGUGACGGAUGGUUAUAGUGAUGCAGCAAUUCAGAGAUCGAAUGAAAUCACAGCAGACAGUGCUGCCUCUACUGUCAAGAAACGGCUCAAGGUCACCAUGUCUACUGAUACCGAGCAGAGGACAGAUGACAACUGUUUGACUUACCAACCUCCACUCAACAACAGCAGACCAACACAGAGGCAGCAAUUUGCUGGGAAGCAAAUCCCUAAAAGAGCUUGUCCUCCUGCUUGUAAUCUAGUAGAGGAAGCAGACUCGACUUCAAGAUCGAGGAAGCGUGUAGAAACGUUGCAAAAGGAGUUAGUGAUGACUUCUGAUCAAGCAAGCAUGAGGAAUCAGCAGUUACCCAAAGGUUAUUUUUACAUUCCAGUAGAUUGCCUUCCAAAGGAGAAUCAAACGACGAAUGACCAGGAAUCAUCAUGUCCUGGUGAACCAUUGCCACCCGGAGAGAGCUAAGUAGCGAAAUUGCUAGGUUUCUUAAGAUCAGUGGGGGUUGAUUGAAGUUGAGAUUUAGUGCAAGUGCUUUGUUGCAUCAUGCUGCUGCUGCCGGCCAGUUGAUUUGAUUUCGAGGUGUCUUGCUUCGCUGUGUUGUAUAUUUUACUUGAGGUAGUAAUUGUACAGUGCUGUGAGCAUGGUUUGGUUCAGUUUAAUAGGCAGCAUGCAACAGCAUUGGUAGCAGAAGUAGCGCAACGUCUAUUCGUUUACUAGAAUGUACUGUGUAUGCGGAGCCCUAUUGCUCGUCUCCUGCGUUGAAGUGAUUGGAGGGGGCGUUUCAUAGUGUAAAGUUAUGUGUAAAUAUUUUGUUACAGGGUACUAAAUCAGUCAUCCAAUCAGAUUAGUGACAAAAUUUAAUUCCGAAAGCUUGCCUACAUCGUCUAUUUUGUAAUAAUCUACUUGAAUGUUCUCAUUUUUCUGUGGAUGACAAAUGUUAUGCCACAUUUCCAUACAAUUCAACGCAAGCAGAAUCGUCACUAAUUUGUUAUAAACUACGAUGGACAAGUACGUCAUGGUCCGCUUACAGUAUCUGUUAAAAUUCGUCAUAACUCGGUUGCUGGAGCAAUUAUUUCUGAGAUAUCGUUCUAUAGGUCAUUCCAUUAGAGCAUAAUCAUCUCCAUCUUCAUCCACUACCUCAUAUCCGUAGUCUUGAACCGUGGAAUUCUCAAGCAGGUCAUCUUCAUCUUCCAUGCAAGCUCUUUCAGGAUUCGAGUCCCGCAGGCAAAUGGCAUCCCCAAACAAAGAAGUGGCUGCUGCGUUCUUGCUUUUCGAGGGUUCCCUGUCAUUCACCUCUAUAACUGAUGUGAUUUUCUCCUUGAUACAAUCUUCAACAGUGCUCGAUCCAAUUUGGCCACACUGCAAGCCAAGAAGAGAGAAGCAUUCUUCUCGAAAGCCCUGAUCCAUGGAUGACGUGAUGAGGCCUGCAAUAGAUCUUGCAAGGUCGGGGGCAUAGCUGCGAAUCUGAAGGGCGUGCUUGCUAAGUAGGAGUCCUGGAUGCCUCUCCUUCAAAUUAUUCAUGGCAAGAGUAACAGCCUUCCGCACGAGGGAUCUAUCAGGCUGAGUCUUUUUACGCCUUGAUGAAAGUUCUGCAUGCUUGAUAACAGACAGGUCAAGGAAAACCUUAACAGCUCACAUCUAGGCACAGGUGCGGACUACAUUUAGUAAGUGCCGAGAGCGAGCUAAAGGUAAAAAUAAAGUGUUUACUAAAGUGGAUAUUGUUUGUGAUAAAAAUGUAGCACCAUGGCUACAUGAACAUUAGCCUGUAAGUUUUCCCACCGAAGAAGGAAGCAGCCAUCUUGAUCCAUAACGCCCGCUAGUGUCAACCCAUAGCUCUUCCAAUCAAUGCUAGAUAUUGCCCUUAUUGAAGAUUGACCAAUUGAUGAAGGUUUGAAAUUCUCAUAAGGGCAGUAACCUCUGUUUCUGGGCUGCAUGUAUCCGAGGUACAGAUCGUCUUUGUCUCGCUUACAAUGAUCACAGUUUCUAUUGUGAAUCCAGAAGUUUUAUGGCUAUCUGAGCUGCACGAUGCAAUCCCUACCUUAAGUUGUUCCCUGAGAUGGCAGGCAUGAAUCACACUUUUGGUUCAGUCUAUUUCCAUGUUGCAGGACAUAAUCUUCAAGACCCGACUGCAGAUGGUUAAUAGUUGAGGCAGGAAAAGUAAGAGCAUUUUCUUCAAUAGCUGGGUAGACCUUCUCAUAUCGUGAUCCUGCUGCAUCUUCUUGUUCAACCACAAGUUCAGUUGCGAUAUACUUCUGGAGAAAGGAGUUUAUCUCUGAGACUAAGAUAUCCAUGCCCUCAGAGACCGAAAGGCAGACUUCAGUUCCACUGAACAUGACUCCAUUCUUCAGGUUUGAUGGAAGUUGAGCCAGCAUUCCAUCGGGAUUGUUUUCCCUAAAAUUCAAUUUAUAGUUGUAUAUUUCUUUAUCAGAGAAGCCUGCGAUCCUCUCCAACAAGAUACUGAAAUCAGAGUCUCAAAUGACCACCAAGAUGACUGCUGCUACAAGCUGAAUUUGUAGUUCUGACAGAAAGCAGUCCAUCCCAAUUUUCAGAGCUAAUGCUGCCGCUGAGGCCAGUAAACUCUUCCAGAGAGCUUCCCACGCCCGAAGACAUAACUGGAAAUUUGGAGGACCGAGUGAUCGGGAAGAGACGAUUUGGCGAGAAGAAGAAUCGAAACUCUACAGAGCUGUGCAGAGACGCGGCAUCUCUGGAAUGCGGAAGAGAUCAAUUCACAGCAUAGCUUUGGAGGAGAAGAGGCAGCCAUUAGAUUUGGAUUGGAGAGGAGAAGUUUUUGCAAGAAGCUACUCGUUUUGAUUUGAAGAGAACGGACGAAAGAGGGAUUUCUUUCAGCACUGGAUGUGG